Messenger RNA from Centropristis striata (black sea bass), 9807 nucleotides. It is a transcript of the gene zcchc14, whose product is annotated as zinc finger, CCHC domain containing 14. Bases 945 to 4487 code for a protein of 1180 amino acids. The transcript has 14 exons. Gene Ontology annotation, molecular function: protein binding; zinc ion binding; phosphatidylinositol binding. The record is from RefSeq and is a predicted model, not a curated record. NCBI's taxonomy places the organism in Eukaryota, Metazoa, Chordata, Actinopteri, Perciformes, Serranidae.
GCAGGGAACACAGAACAACAUGUUGCACUAAAUUCAUACUGGACUCCGAACAAAAGCUUUUGUAUCAUUUCUGAGCUUUUUCUUCACCGCAAGGAAAUGUUCUAAGGUUGUUUCCAGUGGCAGCAGCAGCUUCAGACCCUACUAGUUGUGUUUUUUAAAGUUGAUCCUAGCAUAGUGUUGCUAGCGGCGGUCUGGACUCUUGUCGCUGGGCUUCAAGUUUGUGGUUCAGCAUGAGGACGGAGGAGCAGCGGGACCGGAGGGCGGCGGGGCGGCUCCGGAUCAAAGGCUCCUUCUGACUGAGCGUGUCUGUGAAUGGGACGGUGUGUUUUGAUUAAGAAGGGUUUGUGUAGCCUUCCGCCAGGGGGGCAGCGGUCCGACCGGCGGGGAGGGACACGGCGGAGGGACACCUUACUGCCCUGCUCCACACAAAUCGGACCACUUGGGCUUCAUAUGAGGCCACUUGGGGAGAUUAAAAGGCCUGCAGCUCUGUUGCCGCUGGACCGCCAACAAAAGAAAUAAGUGUUGCUUCUGCCAUUGAAGUGUUGUGGUGGCAGCAGACACUGAGAGUGAAAAGUUAGAGACCCAUUCAGAUGCAACAAUUUUGGUCAUUCUGUGUAUUUUUUUUUAGCCAUUUUGUGUCUUUGUAACCGAUUUUGUGUCUUUUGGGGUCAUUUUUUUUGUCAUUUUGUGUCUUUUUUAGUCAUUUUGUGUCUUCUUCUGUGUGUUUUUUUUGUCGCAGCAGACACAGUGUGAAGUGAGAGACAGCUUGGUCUCUAACUUCAGUCAAAGUUGACUAAUGAGCUCUGACUUUAGCGCUGCUCACGCGCGCCCGAGCAUUUACGCGCGCACACAUACACACGCGCUCCCUUUGUUGUGAAGUUUCUCUCAGUUGAAAGUCUGCCAUUUUUAAUUGUCUGACAUAUUGUCUAAGUGGAUGUGUGAGGAUGGUGGAGAGCCGGAGCUGUGUCCAGAGGGAGGGGGUGUACCGCUGGUUCUCCUCCCUCUCCUCGGCCCAGAGAGCAGAGCUCCUGUGCGGCCUUCUGGACCUCUGCGUCCCCAUUGAGCUCCGCUUCCUCGGCUCCUGCCUGGAGGACUUGGCACGCAAGGACUACCACUCCCUCAGGGAUGCGGAGAUCAAAGCCAACAACCCCACUGACCUCUCGGGCCUCACCAACAUCACGGACGAGGUGGUGCGCAGCAAGCUGCUGGUGUCCCUCGCCCUGCUCGGCUCGGACAACAGGGAGGCGGCGGGGGUCCUGUACCGGACUCUGACUCACAUAGACACGGUGAUCAAUAACUACGGGUUGGCGCUGAACGACGGGAGGACCGAGGAGCAGUUCCUCUUACUCUUCACCAUGGCCUCUCACCACCCGGCCUUCAGCUUCCAUCAGAAACAGGUCCUGAGGCAGCAGCUGAGCCAGAUCCAGGACGUCCUGCAGGUGAGCAAAGGAGGAGGAGGAGGAGGAGAGGCUCAGGCAGCAGGCUGUGGCGGGGAUCGAGCCGCUGCGUGUCACACUCAGCAACAUCACCAUCAUCACCAUCACACCGUGUCCCUGCCAGUCACCUCCCUGUCCCCCGCUGCCUGCUCCCUGCCUGAUGCCAGUGCUGCCUACCUGCCUCUGUCUGCCUGCCAGCCCUGCCACACACACUGCACCUGCUGGCACAAGGGCCAGACCAGAGAAGCUGGGACAGUCUCAGGCCUGGGCUCAGGGGUCACCGUGGAACGACGAGACCAAGCGGUCAGCCAGGACCUUACCCCACCUCACCCGGACCUCCCUCCUCCACCUCCACCUCCCCCUCCGCCUCCUCCUCCUCCUCCUCCUCUUCCUCCACCUCCUCCUCAUCUGCCUCCUCCUCUAACUGCUGGACAGGGCCAGGACGCAGCAGCACCAACCAAGAAUCAACUAGGGAAAGCAGGAAAAGUGAUGAUUGAGAGGCUGGUGCUGAGAGGAGUGACACACAAGUCUGAAGACACCAGUGAAUAUGUCUUUGAGGCCAGCUGGUCAGAUGGUUUGGUGUCAUCCGUUGUGAGAACUCAGCAGGAGGUGACAGAGCUGCUGACCCAGCUGUCACAAGCAUUUCCUGAUGACGGAGUGGAGAAAAUCCUCCCUCAGUCCAUCGAGCUGCACCCCAGGUGUCUGACAGCCCUGCCCUGCCAUGUCCUCCAGCACCACAGCGUCCAGCUGUUCUUCACUUCCACCAGGCCUCUCUCACCCAACUGUCCUGCCUCCCUCCCCUCUCCUCUCCCUCCAUUACCCUCCUCCCUUCCUACGGCUCCUGUAGCCCCGACCUGCCCCUUCACCUCCAGCUCUAAUGUGGGCUGUAUGGUUCAGUACAGAGGAGCCAACAGGGCGGUCUACAGAGUGGCCAGCGUCCAGCCCGUCGUCAGCACCCACAGCUCUGUCUUGACCCGCCCCUCUCCUCACCUCUCCAGCCUCCCUCCCCCUCUUCCUCCCUCCAUUCCUCCUCCCCAGCACUCCCCCCAUCUGUCCUCCCUCCCUCCCUCUGUGCCCGCGCUGCCGACUCAGUGCUCCCUGGCCGGCGGAGGGGAUCCCUCCUCCCAGCCGCACCCACAGUCACACUCCUACUCUCAGCACCACCUUCAUCCACAGACCGCCAGUCAGUCCAGCACACAGUCCCUGCACCUGUCCCACUCCCAGCCCACGUCCCACUCACAUUCCCAGUCCCUUUCAUACCCCCAGUACCAUUCGCUGUCUCGGUCCCAGUCCCAUCCACAGGUACUAUCCCAGUCCCAGCCCAACACUCCAGAGCAGAACGGCAUCCUGGACUGGCUACGCAAGCUACGGCUCCAUAAGUACUACCCUGUGUUCAAACAGCUCACCAUGGAGGAGUUUUUAGCUCUGACAGAGGAGGACCUGAACAAGUACGACCUGACGCAAGGAGCAAAGAAGAAACUCAAGACUCAGCUAGAGCUACAAAAGACCCAACUGGAUAUACAAAAAGAGAUGAAGAUGGAGAAGAGGACCUGCAGCGGCAUCGCCAGGGUGACGCCUUCCAGUCACAUGGGACCCUCAACACAUCCCACCUCCACUGCAGGAGAGCUGCGAGUGGAGGUGGACGCCAUGCCACACCAUCACCCCGUGUCAGCAGACAGCAGCUCAUCCUCAGGAUACUCCAGCUCCUCCUGCUCCCCUCGGACACCCCUCUGCUGUGACUCCACCUUCGACAGGACCAGAGACAUCCAGAGGCGUGUGUCAGGUCCAGACGCAGCAGGAGGGGGUCCCGAGAAGGACCGCUCCUGUCUCUUCAUCCUGAACUCCAGCUGCCCUGCAGGCUCCAGUCGCCCCACAGCCCAGGUUCUACCAGUCCAAACGGAUCCAGCUCCUCUCCACCCUCCCUCCUGCUCCUCCCACCUUCCGCUCAGCGUCCCGCAGUCUCCUUACCAUCCGCAGGCCAGUUACCCCCAAACCCUGCUGUCCCCGGUCUCAAACCCAGCACGCAUCCUGACUUCCCCGCGUAAGCCCCGGCCCCCUCCGCUGUGCUCAGAGGAGCGGACUAAGCCUCUGGGCUCGGGGCUGCCGGUGGCUGCUGCUGGCUUCAGUCCCGGGCUCAGCGUGGGGAUGGGGGUGAGGCUCGAGAGCCUGUUCCCUGGUCUGAGCAUGGACCGCUCCUCCACGCUCCAGGACUCGCUGGUUUGCCGCGGCCUGGCGGGAGCUGCUGUGGGUCUGAUGGUAGAAACCAGUUCUGCUCUGACCUCCACCUCCAACAGCCUGCACCACGUCUCCCACCCCCCGCUGCACUUCCACCUCUCGUCCUCUUCAUCCCCGUCUCCGUCUGGAUACUACUCCUACCCACCUACUUCUUUCUCCUCUUCCUGUCCCUCCGGAAAGUCCGGCUCGCAGUCUGGCAGUUGCAACAGUGCCGGUGGCUUUGUUCCCAUGGCAACUGCAGGCAGCGUUCCUGUUGCCGCAGUGCCCGGCAACACUUACUACCCGGCCCAGCCGACGUCUAGCCCCUCUCCUUCCCCUUCCUCUGCCCCUUCAUUGGAUCAAAGUUCAGGUCACAGCCCCUCCAUGUGUGUUUGCAGCUCCUGCGGUUGUCGGGGGAACUGUGGCGCCUACGGGGCGUUGCCUGGAUACGCAGCGGCUGGCUACCUGCAGCCGUUCUCCGCCGGCCCCUCGCUCUUCACCCUGGGGCCUCUGCUCCACCUCAGUCCCCUGAUAGCCUCGUCCAGCACGGCAGGCAGUGGAGCGGCACCCUUCUCCUACCCGAUGAUGGUGCCGCCGCCCCUCUACCGCCACAGCCCCGUGUCACAUGACCAGCAGCAGGCCUUUGCCUUCUACCAGCCCCAUGGCAUUGUGGGAAACGGAAGCCAGAAACGGACAGCAGGGAACCUUUCAUGUUAUAACUGCGGCACCAACGGACACAGAGCAGAAGAGUGUAAACAGCCGGCCAUGGAUUCAGCACAAGGGACAUUUCGACUGAAGUACACUCCUCACUCAGACAGUAAGGACUCAGGGGACUAACCAGCAGAUUCACCAGCUGAUUUGAACUGUCAUACUCCUGACACAACUGUACCUCAUCACCUGCUGGGGCUAGUAGUCACAGCAGCCACAGACAUGCUGCCUCUGGGUACAACAAGGCAACGUGAGUCUGUUCAAAGACUGCUGAUGUGAAAGCACAGACCCAUUGUGUCUUUUCUAAUUCUUUAACAGCAGCUUACAGAGAGGAGGACAGAAGAGAAACAGAUUGGCGAGAAGAGAAGUAAAGAGGAGCGGUUGUCACAGUCUGUGUCGUCAGAUUUCAUCCUUCAGUUCUCUGCAAAUAAAAAGCUGAAGAUCUGUAAGCACUGCCUCGCUUCAUUUCAGAGACGUAGCUGGAACUCUGCCUGUCAUGUUACCUAAGGUGCAAUACGAGAAAAGACUUUCAGAAUCUGCGAAAUGACUCAGCAUUUCAAGUCUUUUAGGUAGUUCACAAACCGAAGACGCAGCACUCCAGUAUCCUAAUAACUUCCUGGGCACUGAGUCAAGUAUAUUUCUUGUUGUCUCAAUUCUUGCUCUCACUGUGAUGGAUUGUAUACCUUGGUUAUAUGCCCAGCACCGCUGUUGUCUUCCAUCUGACUCAAUCUGCUUAUAUAGAACUUGUCAUACAAUUCAAAGUCUGGAUACUUUUUUUUUUUUUUUUAAGUGUUUUUUUCGCACAGUAUGUAUCAGGUUUGGAUCACUGCUGUCGAGAGAUAGCAUGUGAAGCACAGGAGAGUCCAUUUAUUAGGGCUGCAACUAACAAUUAUUUUCAUUAUCGAUUAAUAUGACGAUUAUUUCAACGAUUAAUCGAUUAGUUGUUUGGUCAAUAGAAUGUUGAAAAAUAUCAAUCAGUGUUUCCCAAACCACAAGAUGACGUUCUCAACUCUCUUGUUUUGUCCACAAACCAAAGAGAUAUUCAGUGUAUUAUCAUAAAGGAACAAAGAAACCAGAAAUAUUCACAUUGAAAAAGCUGAAAUCAGAGAAUUUGGACUUAUUAAAAACUUAAAAACUGCUCAAAUCAAUUAUUCCAUUAUCAAAAUAGUUGACAAUUUAUUAACCGGUUAUUGUUCAAUUAAUCGAAUAAUUGUUGCAGCUCUACUAUAAAUAAAUUGUACACAGUAUAUAUAUUCAUGUUUAUAAUUUAUUGUUUGUGCAGCUCGAAAUCAACACUUUAAAAAAAAAAUGUAUACCAACAUCAAAGGAAAUCAAAAUUACAUUAGAACAUGCCAAUUAAAGUUCACAAUCCACUGUUUUAAUUGGGUGGCAACCUCUAGUGGCUGCAUUGCAUAUGACAGCUGCAAAGGAAGGACUAAGGUGAAUUAAUAUAAAGAGUGACACAGUCCACAGAGGAAGGAGGCCAUUGAUGGAUCAAAUAAACACAGUUCAUUGACCCAGAAGACCACAAUUCAUGUCCCAUGUGAAAUCAAAAGUCAUCAUUGAAUUAAAUGUCAGCUUUGCAAAUUUUAUAUGUGGAUGGGAAUUCACUACACCAGGGGUUGGCAACCUUUACUAAUAAUAGAGCCAUUGUUGGCCAAAAUAAGAGAAAAACAGUCAGAAUGCAGCCACAAGCCUUAUUUUGAGCCUUAGAAUGAAGAUAAAACAGCCUACUAAGUCUAAAUUAGUCUACCAAGAUUAAUAAUAGGCCAUAAUGAGCAUUUAUUAAAAUGAUUUUGUCAGAAUGCAGCAAGGACCCAAGUGUAAAUCAUAGGCUGGAAACCAAAGAAAUGUCUCAUAUCAGGAGAUUUGGAAUCAAAAGCUAGCCAAGCGAGGAAAAUUCAUAACAACACUUGAAGUUGGCAAAAUGUAGUGGUGACGGCGCCAGGCCAUAGACUUUUAUAAGCUAUGAAGCACAUUGUAGUUGACUAAAAUGUUUUGAAACAUUUUACUGGCAUAUAUCACCUACACAUUUUUACAAUUGACAAAUACACAUUUUUUGGGCCUACACCAAUGAUGAAUUACAUUUAAAAUGUAAAGAAAUAAACAUUUUGUAUAAUUUUUUUGUUACCACCCCAGGGAACCACUGCAGACGGCCUGAAGAGCCACAUGUGGCUCUGGAGCCGCAGGUUGCCUACCCCUGCACUACACUAAAGUUUAAACUCUAUAAACUAUACUCUGAGAAACACUUUUGAGUAAACAUUUGUUGUUAUUUUACAAAAAAAUCCACAGGUAGCUUUAAGAGAAUUGUAAAUGAUUGAGUUACUGGAUCCCCCAAAGGAAUCACCUGGAGAAGGUGGAUUCUUUCAGGACCUAUUGCCCCACAACUGAUCCGGUGGUCCAGCCACAUACAGAUUAAAAGUGACGAUGUAUUCAGGUGCUUCCAGGUCGACUUAAGUAUUUUGUUCAUGACCACGAUGUGGCAUUAAAAGCCUGUGUAGAAACCAGUGAGAAAAACAAGGAUGACAGUACAAGUUUCAAUCCAGCAGAAGAUGGCUGACAGUCACAAAGUGAAUCUUUUGGUGAAGAAAUGGACAUAGAGAAUCUAACAUUCAUCAUAGAAGUGUGUGUGUGUGUGUGUGUGUGUGUGUGUGUGUGUGUGUGUGUGUCCAUGUGCUCUCCAUCACCAUAAGUUUCAAUUUUGGUAGGAGCCACUUCAUCAAGAUUGUGGAUCAGAGAUGGCACCCAUAUAAAAUUUAUGAGAACCAAUAUAUCUUCCAAGCCAUUUAGAAGGUCAGUCUUGGUGUCAAAAAAUACAUUUUCUGGGUCAAAGUAUCAUUGAAAACUGUUGAGAAUAUCACUAGAUGAAGAAACUCCUUCACCAGUGCCCGGAGCUAAAUCCGUCACCUUUGGGUGAUCUGCAGACUCUCUACCUCUGAGCCAACCUGAGAGCUAAAUACUGCUCCUCUAUACCACCAACACAUAACUGCUCCUCUGUACCGAGACAAUCAGAAUGAACACGAAAUAUUUUCAUAAACUUUUUGUCAAUACAGAAUAUCUUUUUAUCUUUGAUUUUGGACUUUUAAAAAGUACCAUUUUGUUUUCAGGUCAGUUACAUGAUGUUUUAUUUUUCAUGUUGUUGAUGUAAAAGAAUGAAUGUUGAGUGGCCCUGGAUGUUGUUUUCAUCCAGGACAGAUGGAGCUGAGACUUUUUGUAAUUAAUAUGUACAGUCUUUAUGCAAAAGACAAUUCAGGACUGUUAGAAAUGGAAAGAGUUUAAGUAAGUUUCAAAGAUGUCUCUGAGUGAGUUGCUGGGCAGGACCCAGAGUUUUACAGACUCAAGGACAGCUGGUCCUUCAGAUGAAACUCUAUCUGUACCCCUGGAGGGCACAGCACAGGGACAUGGGAUGUCUAUUUAAAAUAGUAAAUACUGAACAUUCAGUGUGUAUAACAACUUCUGUCUGUUGAUUUAAGUCACUGGCCCUCAUUUAUCAAACGAGCGUACAUCAGAAAGUGAGCGUAAAGUGGGCGUACGAUCAUUUCUACUCAAGGCUCGGCAGAAUAAGAAAUUGACUCUUAAAACAAGAUCAAUGAUGUAACACUUUUAAAUCUAAAGGUUUUUUUUUACCUUGGUAAGAAACAAAUAAUUGUCAGGUCACUGCUCAGGCCAGUUCAUCGCUGCUUGCAGCUUUAAUUUGUCUUGUUUUAAGAGUUAAUUUCUUAUUUUAAGCGUUCAACAUGCUUAUUUCUAGAUUUAAUAAUCUUAAUUUAAGAAAUCUUGUCAAGUGAAAUUAUCUGUCCAUGCAGCAAGAUCAUUUCCCUCAGACUUACUGUUUUUAUCUUGUUUUAAGACGCACCUUUUUUUGCAGUGUGUAAAAUAUUCACCGAACUUAUUUGAGUUUCUAACUAUAAGUACUUUUAUUUCAUAAACUGUAAUUUCUGUAAUAUGCCUAUUUCCUCCUAAUUUCCUCCUGUUGUUAUUUGUGUCAGUGCAUGUUGCUAAUAAAGCGACUUUAGGGAGCCGUAUUGCGCCCUUCGGUGUCGUAAACUUUGAAGGCGAGCCAUCUGAAUGGGGAUAUAUUAUAUAUAUAUAUAUAUAUAUAUAUAUAUAUUAGGGUGUGGUAUUUCAAUAACGCUUGUUUCGAGCCAACACAUUUAUGAAGCCGAUCAUUCUCACACUGUGAUUAGACAGAUACGACCGUUUGAUAAAUCACACGUGAACCCUGUUGUAAGACGAAAUAUACACUCAGAUCUGAGCUUGUUUCUACUCUUGUUUGAUAAAUGAGGUCCAGUGUGGUUUUUUUUGUAUUUAAAAUGUCUUUGAUCUAUGACUUAAUCACAGAAAUAAGGGACAUUAGAGCCUGACUUGUAUGGGACUUUUGAUACUGAUUUUAGAGGAGGGGAAAUCACUGAGAACCAAUAUGGCGGACUUGAAUGAAAAGACCUUUUCUAUGUGGAUGGUGCACCGAUUUUGCACCAAUAUAACUAUGCAACGGUACUUAGAAGGCUGUUUUCUUAAACAGCUACCUUUUUAAAAAGAAUACUAUUAUACACAGUCAACCAAAUUCAAGAAACUUAAAUAAAUAAAGCAUCAUAAUGGAAUAAAGAGCUAAUAUCAUUUCUUAAUCAACCCAAGCAUUGUUUUGUGCAUUUUAUGUAAUGUAAAUAAAAAGUUUUCAUAUUGGCGCAAACUGGACAUUAAAUAUGCUGAUAACGAUUAAUAUCUAUAUGCCUAUAAUAGGCCAAUAUCAGCCAAUAACUUCAGUCAACAGAUAUGUAUCGAUCAAGCUCCAAUUAUGAAUCAGGUGUCAAUUGUUCAGCUUUAAGAACAAUGUUGCAUUAAAACACUUUAUUCCAAUUAUUUCAGUUGUUGCAUAGUAAAAAAAAACUUUCAAAAGCUCAUACCAAAGAGCACCUUCUUUUUCAAAUUUUCAAAUUUUAUUUUUUUGUCAAAUAGUCCCACUUGUGUAAGGUUUUUCAAAGUACAGUAUUUGGUUCUGCAGUUACUUAAAGGCACAAUAAAUGGGAUUUUCAAACAUUUUCAAUGUAUAGACUGCAAACAUGAUCUUUCUCUGCAUCUGUAGCAAUCAGGUGCCAAAUUGUAAACUUGCAUCCCAAGGAAACCAGCAAACAUGCACCAAAAAUAACAGAUAUAGUGAGACGAAACACCCAGUGUACAAAACUCUUCCCAGAACCAGAGUUAAUGUGGGUUUGGGGCCAACAUUAAAUGUUGUGUUUUCAAACAGAAACAGACAAAUCCUCGUCAUUGUGCCUUUAAAGCCAGACCUGAGAUACUCCAGCAUGCAUGUUCAACUUCAGUAAAAUGUGCUUUUGAAAUAUUUGUUUGCAAAUGUUUGAACAAAGGUCAGAUUUUAUAUUACUGAUUGUGUUUUUAUGUGAACUUUGAGGGAUGUUUAAGUAAUAAAAUAUUUUCUGAUUCUCUUUCAUCA